Molecule: messenger RNA, 2366 nt
Organism: Mus musculus (house mouse)
Lineage: Eukaryota; Metazoa; Chordata; Mammalia; Rodentia; Muridae
Gene: Arid3c
Product: AT-rich interaction domain 3C
Exons: 7
Coding region: 1143-1964 (273 amino acids)
Biological process (GO): regulation of transcription by RNA polymerase II; macrophage differentiation
Cellular component (GO): nucleus; membrane raft
Molecular function (GO): DNA binding; DNA-binding transcription factor activity, RNA polymerase II-specific
Source: RefSeq, a predicted model, not a curated record
UGGACCUACGAGGAACAGUUCAAGCAGCUGUAUGAACUCGAUGCGGACCCCAAGAGGAAGGAGUUUCUGGAUGACCUAUUUAGCUUCAUGCAGAAGAGGGGUAAGUAAGCAAAGUGAUGUGGGGAAAAUGCCUAGACAUUUCUCCUGCUGACUAGGUUUUGAGGAAGGAAGACCUCAGGAUGAGGACCCCAGGUGAGGCCCUCCCUGCAGAGGCCUGAGGUUGGUGGCACCUGUCCUUUGGGCCCUCAAUAGCAUCUUUAACCUCUGACCCUGCCCCCCUUCUCCACCAGGGAUUAAUUAGUGGUGGACCCACAGGCAGGUUAAUGAGUGUGAGAUCAAUUAGGAAGGUGGGAGGGAGAACUGGUCAGGACUGGUUUGAGAGAGCAGGGUCCCAGGAACGCCUUGAUUGUAUACAGUGUACCCUUCUUCCAGCCUCAUCUCCCCUCCAUUUCCUUUUGCUUUAGCCCAGGGCACUCCCCACCUGUCCUGCAGCAGGAGGGAAUACAGUUAGACUGAAGGAAGGCUUUCCUGAAGGAUGGGCCGGGGCCUUGUGAAUUGGGUAGUGGAGAAGGGAUUUCUCCCUAGAAAAUUUCAGUAUUGAAAGCAUACAGAAGGGGUCCAGGGGGGACGAGGGUGGGCAGCAGUCCAUCACUUCCGCUUCUCCCCAGAUUCAUGGGUCUGAGCACUGACUCAUUAUCUCUCUCUACAAAGCUAAUUAACUCACUCAGAGCGCAGCCUGAUAAGCUGCUAAUUAACUGGCUGCACUGCCCCCCUCCCAGGACAGCUUCUGGCCCAAGUCUCCCCAGUCCCCAACACAACACUCAGCAACGUUUUCUGGCCCCUCCCUUCCCAAGAACCUUGGGUGAGGACCCCCGGUUUCCUUGUCCCCCAAGUCAUGGUAACCUCAGUGUUCCUCCUCUGCACCUUCUUGGGGACCUUCUCUCUCCCGGUAAUGGGGUGGCUGUGGUCUGACAGAACAGCCCACACCCUGAGCCCUGCCUCCUUCUGCUCGACUGCAGGGGGAGGAGGUCUCUCGGGGCCGAUAAUUUCCCCCCAUUAAUCAGGCCGCAGCUAAUUGUUCGGGUCCAAAGGCGCCGGUGGAAGGGGUUGGGAUCGGUACGCCAGUGAACCGGGUACCCAUCAUGGCCAAACAGGUGCUGGAUCUGUAUGCGUUGUUUCGCUUGGUGACAGCCAAGGGAGGCCUGGUGGAAGUCAUCAACCGAAAAGUGUGGCGAGAAGUCACACGCGGCCUCAGUUUGCCCACCACCAUCACCUCUGCCGCCUUCACGCUCCGUACACAGUACAUGAAGUAUUUGUACCCAUACGAGUGCGAGACACGGGCACUCAGUUCCCCAGGGGAGCUUCAGGCUGCCAUAGACAGCAACAGGCGUGAGGGCCGCCGCCAGGCUUACACCGCGGUCCCGCUCUUCAACUUAGCAGGGCCCACACCUCGGGGCGCUCCUGGCCCCGCCUCGAGUCAUGGGCCCGCCCCGACCGCGACCCCGAACUGCCCGGGUCCCACCCAGGGUUCUGCUUCUGGUUUACCAGCGCACGCUUGCGCUCAACUGAGCCCGAGCCCAGUAAAGAAAGAGGAGAGUGGAAUCCCACCCCCUCGUCUGGCGCUACCUAUGGGCUUGGCCUCGGAAGCUACAAGGGAGAAGCUGGCACCGGAAGAACCUCCGGAGAAGAGGGCUGUGCUAAUGGGCCCCGUGGACUCACCUCGACUGGGGGCACCCCCCAGUUUCCUGCCCCGUGGCAAGGCUCCCCUAAGGGAAGAGCGGUUGGAUGGGCCCCUCAAUCUGGCAGGCAGUGGCAUCAGCAGUAUCAACGUGGCACUAGAGAUCAAUGGGGUGGUCUACACUGGUAUCCUCUUUGCUCGACGCCAACCUGUGCCAGCUUCCUUGGGUCCAACCAAUCCUCCACCUCUACCCUCUACAGGGCCCCCUUCCAGUACCUUGCCCUGAAAGCAGCUACUGAGAACCAAGAGUCCCAAUAUCAUUGCUUAGGGGGGGAGAAGGCACCCUCCUACCUUGAUUCUUUCAGGAUGUGACGCCCACUCUGGGAUCCAGUCCUGGUUGAUGUCAGCAUGCCACCUCCACACCAAAGGGAUUUAUAUUACGUUCCAUCUACCUCACCGUAAAAGGCAGACACUGUCUCCCUAGCUAAUUUCAGCAGCAUCUACCAAAGAGCUUUCCCCCGAGAACCCCUAUCACUCCGUCAUGUAACCCCUAUGUCAGUGUCACCUUUGGUACCCCACCUCUUUGAGUCAAUUCUGCUCCUUUUCAGGAAGCAGGUGAAGGAUUGGAUUUGAAUGUGAAGAUGUCCCUUGGGUUGCAUCUGGAAAAUAAAAUUGUACUUCCCGUGUC